AUGAGAGCAUUCUCCCGGGUAUUAACCACAUCCCAUCCUAUAUUAUCCAACAGCAUUAUCCUUCGAACAGUGAAACACUUCGGUUCAUCAGUCCCUUCUUAUGAUUUCUCCAGACAAACACCCAAGGUGGACCCUGACAAUACGGCAGCGAUGCUGCUACAGAAAAAUCUGAUCCAAAGAAAUAAUAUGCUUUACGGGUAUGGAUCGGGAACCAUACGAUGUACCUUACUUGAUUCUACGGGACGAGCCAAAUCACCAUCAGUAGUGAUAAAACGCGAAGAUCUAGUUUCAAAACACGGCUUACUGCCGAGAGAUCUACGUAAAAUCGAAAAAUCAAGGAAAAACGACUUGGUUCCUAGUUUGCUCGUGCGAGAAAAUUCUAUAUUGAUCAGUUUGCUUACUGUGAAAGCCUUAAUCAAGCCCGAUAUGGUCAUCAUUUUUGAUUCCACCGGUAGUGGAAUAACUUUAAACUCAGAAGCUCACAAGGACUUCAUAAACGAUAUGAAGCUGAGACUGAGGAAUCAAGAAACAACCGAGCUGAACAGCGAUCCACUUCCUUAUGAAUUCAGAGCGUUGGAAACCAUCUUCAUUUCGGCCUUAUCUAAUCUUACAAGUGAAAUGAAGGUGCUCUUAACCAUAUGCAAAGGCGUGCUACAAGAUUUAGAAUUUAGCAUAACAAGAGACAAGUUAAGAUUUUUAUUAGGUCAGAAUAAGAAAUUGAGCAGCUUCAAUAAAAAAGCAGUUCUUGUUAGAGAUAUGCUGGAUGACUUAUUGGAGCAGGACGAUGUGCUUUGCGACAUGUAUUUGACGGAUAAAAAAGCAGGCAAAAUUAGGGUCCAAGAUGAUCAUACUGAAAUCGAAAUGCUUCUGGAAACAUAUCAUAAUUACGUCGAUGAAAUAGUUCAAAAGAGUGAAAGUGCCAUUUCUGAUGUGAAAACAACAGAAGAAAUCAUAAAUAUUAUUUUAGAUUCUAACAGAAAUCAAUUGAUGCUGUUGGGAAUACGAUAUGCUAUAGGGAUGCUUUCAUUGGGGGGCGCUUUAUUCCUGGGUUCUAUUUAUGGUAUGAAUUUGGAAAGUUUUAUAGAGAAAAGCAAUUACGGCUACCUGACCGUCUCAAUUUUGGGGCUCAUAUCCACCGUUUGGCUUUAUGCAAAAGGAAUCAGACAUUUGCAUAAAUUACAACGUAUGACAUUAUUAAGCAAAAUAAAAACAGAAUCCAGUCGCGAACCACCACUGAAAAAAUAG
Messenger RNA from Saccharomyces kudriavzevii IFO 1802, 1245 nucleotides. It is a transcript of the gene MFM1, whose product is annotated as Mfm1p. Bases 1 to 1245 code for a protein of 414 amino acids. Gene Ontology annotation, biological process: mitochondrial magnesium ion transmembrane transport. Gene Ontology annotation, cellular component: mitochondrial inner membrane. NCBI's taxonomy places the organism in Eukaryota, Fungi, Ascomycota, Saccharomycetes, Saccharomycetales, Saccharomycetaceae. The transcript has a single exon. The record is from RefSeq and is a predicted model, not a curated record. Gene Ontology annotation, molecular function: magnesium ion transmembrane transporter activity.